CUCCGAUGGUCUUCGAUGACGGUCGACCUCCCCUCCCCCAACGGUGUCGCGACCCACAGUUGAGAAACGCUGUUCUCUAGGGUCUUCUCUGCCCCCCACCCCGCAACACUCGAGUUCACCGAGUCUUCUACUGGUUUCUCCUGCUCUCCUCCUCAGCCCGCCCCUUGCCGCUGUCCUCGGGUCUCAUUGGCCCCUUAUCUCCCCAGUAACCAGACCACAACGGUGAGUGUGGAGCUGCAAGGACAGGUCAGGCGCAUAAGCAGGUAGAGCCGAGACCUCGUCCCAACUCCGAGCCGGCCGGGCUCAGAGGUGCUGAGAGGAGACCCAGGGACCGAGUCAGAGUCAAGCCGCAGGAUCCAGACUGUGUGUGUUUGGGGAGCGCCGCCUCUGUGGCCAGGAUGCGUUUGGGUCUGUCGACCAGGAGCGCCCGCUCCGAAGAAGGAAGCGAUGUCUUCCUGGAGGGACCGGGGGAUUGGGAGCUCCACCGUCUGCAACGACAAUGCAAGGUGAUGGAGGGGGAACGGCGGGCGUACAGCAAGGAGGUUCAUCAGCGCAUCAAAAAGCAACUCGAGGAGAUUCGGCAGCUGGAGGAGUUUCGAGACAAGCUCCAGAUGCAGAUCGGCGUGGCGCAGAGCCAGGUCAAGCGACUAGGAGACGCCAAGCGUUUGGAGGACAUGGAUCGGCUACUCAAGUGCAGAGCCCAGGUGCAGGGCGAGGUGGAGGCGCUGCAAGAGCAGACGCGGGCCCUGGACAAGCAGAUCCAGGAGUGGGAGAACCAUAUGCUCACCCGGGGUAAGGAAUGCUCGGCUCCCGGUGUCAUCCUGGACCAGAAGGUGAAGAUCCAGAGACGGAUCAAGAUCCUCGAAGACCAGCUGGACAGGGUCACCUGUCACUUCGACAUCCAGCUGGUGAGGAACGCAGCCCUGCGGGAGGAGCUAGACGUGCUGCGCAUCGAGAGGAGCCGCUACCUGAACAUGGACCACAAGCUGAAGAAGGAGAUCCACCUGCUCCGGGAGACGGUUGGAGCGCUCAGCACGUCCUCUACUUUUGCUUACACAGCCAGGGAAGAGGCCAAGACCAAGAUGGGCUUGCUGCGGGAGCGCGCAGAGAAGGAGCUGGCUCAGAAUGAGACGGAGGCGCAGAUCUUGCUGAGACAGAUAUCGCAUCUGGAGCAGCUGCACCGAUUCCUCAAGCUCAAGAACCACGACCGGCAGCCGGAUCCUGACAUGGUGCAGAAGCAGGAGCAGCGAGCGCUGGAGGUGGCAGAAGGCCUCCGAAAGACCUCCCAAGAGAAGCUAGUACUGCGUUAUGAGGACGCUCUGAACAAAUUGGCCCAACUGACCGGCGAGAGCGACCCUGACCUGUUGGUGGAGAAAUACCUGGAGUUGGAGGAACGCAACUUUGCUGAGUUUAACUUCAUCAAUGAACAGAACUCUGAGCUGCAUCACCUUCAGGAAGAGAUGAAAGAGAUGCAGGAAGCCCUAGUCAGCGAGAAGGCCAGUCAGGGUAACCGGAACCUGCAGCAAGAGCAGCAGUGCAGAGCCUUGCAGCAGAAUGUGGAGAAGAUGUCCUCUGAGUCCAAGCAGCUGGAGCUGCGCUUCCAGGCUCUCCGAGCUCAGCUGGAAAAGCUCAAGAUUGACAUCCAGAUUCUCUUCGACAAUGCGCAGUGUGACAGCAGUGCCAUCAAGGAUCUCCUCGGGGUCAAGACCUACAUGCGGGACAGGGACUUGAGCCUCUUCCUGAGCACCAUCGAGAAGCGGCUGGUGGAGCUCCUCAUAGUGCAGGCCUUCCUCGAGCACCAGAACCAUACCCCUUUGGCUGAAGUUGCACUUCUGGCAUUGGGCCAGAGCCAAGAGGACCCCCCAAAGAAGACUACCCCGCUCCAGCCACCUGACACCAUGGAGGACUCCUCAGGUAUUGUAGUCAGAGACGAUUACCCUAUGAGCAAAGAGGAACUGCUGAGCCAAGUCAUGAAGUCGGUGGCACUCCAGGACCUGGAGGAGACCUCAAAGAAGGUGGACAGCAGCCCGAGCUUGGCUUUCUCCAGCACUCAGAUCUCCCUGUCAACCCCUACCCUGGGGAUCCCUAGGAAGACCAGCACUGUCCCUGAAUCCAUCCUGAGCCACAAGAGCCGAGGCCGUGGCACUGGCUCCAUAAGCCAUGUCACUUUUGGUGACUCUGCCUCCGUUGCAGGCCCCGUGACCUUGGCUUCUGCCAGUGCCAGUGGAGCACUGGCGUCCAGCCGGAGCUCUUUUGGGGUCCGUGGGAGCUUCAAACCCACCAGCUCCAGCAGCUACCUGGGGUCCACUGGCUACCUAGAGACCAGCCGAGGCCGCGAUAGCAUAGGAGGUGGCAUGCAGACUCAGAGCAUGGGCUCAGAGUUGAGUAGAGGCCUUACUUCCAGCAGCAUCCCGGCAUCCAGUCCUCCCCCUGUCUCCAGGCCCAGUUCUUCUACCAGCAAGGAAUCGAGGGGCUACAAUUAGGGGUGCAGGUCCCAUCCUGCCUAAACUUUUGGCAGGUUUUCUAACCUCUGCCUCCCUUCUCCCCAGAAAUUCCUCUCCAACCUCCCAUAAGCCCAGGCCUCUUAAGUUUU
Molecule: messenger RNA, 2593 nt
Organism: Acomys russatus (golden spiny mouse)
Lineage: Eukaryota; Metazoa; Chordata; Mammalia; Rodentia; Muridae
Gene: Odad1
Product: outer dynein arm docking complex subunit 1
Exons: 15
Coding region: 399-2483 (694 amino acids)
Biological process (GO): cilium movement; outer dynein arm assembly
Cellular component (GO): axoneme
Source: RefSeq, a predicted model, not a curated record